Molecule: messenger RNA, 2154 nt
Organism: Emys orbicularis (European pond turtle)
Lineage: Eukaryota; Metazoa; Chordata; Testudines; Emydidae
Product: zinc finger protein 345-like
Exons: 6
Coding region: 1-2154 (717 amino acids)
Biological process (GO): regulation of transcription by RNA polymerase II
Molecular function (GO): DNA-binding transcription factor activity; RNA polymerase II cis-regulatory region sequence-specific DNA binding
Source: RefSeq, a predicted model, not a curated record
AUGCCGGUGACCUUCGAGGACGUGGCUGUGUAUUUCACCGAGGGUCAGGGGGCUCUGCUGGACCCCAGGCAAAGAGCUGUCUACAGGGACGUCAUGCAGGAGAACUAUGAGAUGGUGACCUCGCUGGGAUUUCACGUUCCCAAACCUGAGCUGAUCGCCCAGCUGGAACGAGGGGAAGAGCCAUGGGUCCCAGAUCUCCAGGCCUGGGAGGAAAUGGAGAGCCCGAGAGGCACCUGCACAGGCGAUAGGACAGUGAGUGAGAACAAGGAGGAGAAUCAACAGGAGGAAGAUCCUGAGCAAGUGAAACCGCAGGAGAGGUUUUUGAGAAGAGCUGAACGGAAUUUUUCCCAGUGCUUGGAACAGGGAGAAGCCUGGGGAGAUCGACACGGAUCAGAGAUGCAGCUGGGAAACUAUCCCAGGAACAAACUGGAUGAAUCCACUAAAUGUGGCGGAGGAUGUAAGGAUCUCAAGGAAACCACAAUGCAGCAGACAAGUCACAAUGAAGAGAAACCCUACAAAUGCCUUGACUGUGGGAAACGAUUCCAUUUCAGUGCAAACCUUCUUACACAUUGGAGAACCCACACAGGAGAGAACUUCUAUAAAUGCGUAGACUGUGGGAAAAACUUCAGUAAGAAGUCAUUUCUUAUUAUACAGCAGAGACUGCAUAUGGGAGAGAAACCUUAUAAAUGCCUUGAGUGUGCAAAAGUUUUCACUGUGCCAUCGGCCCUUAUUAGACGUGAGAGAACCCACACAGGGGAGAAACCCUAUAAAUGCAUGGACUGUGGGAAAACUUUUGGUCAGAGUUCAGACCUUAUUAAACAUAGGAGAAUCCACACAGGAGAGAGACCUUAUAAAUGCCUUGAGUGUGGGAAAAAUUUCAUUCGCCGCUCACACCUUAUUAAGCAUCAGAGAACACACAGAGGCGACAAACCCUAUAAAUGCCUCGACUGUGGGAAAAGUUUCUUUGACAGAACAAAACUUACUAGACAUCAGGCAAUCCACACAGGAGAGAGACCGCAUAAAUGCUUGGACUGUGGGAAAAGCUUCAUUCAGAAGUCACAAUUUAUUAUACACCAGAGAGUGCACACAGGAGAGAGACCCUUUAAAUGCUGUGAGUGUGGGAAAAGUUUUAUUCAGAAAUCACAGCUUAUUACACAUCAACGAACCCACACAGGAGAGAGACCUUAUAAAUGCCUUGAGUGUGGGAAAAGUUUUAUGCAAAGUUCAUCUCUUAUUCAACAUAGGAGAAUCCACAAAGGAGAAAGACCCUAUAAAUGCCUUGAGUGUGGGAAAAAUUUUAUGGAACGUUCAUCCCUUGUUAAACAUAGGAGAAUCCACACAGGAGAAAGACCCUAUAAAUGCCUCGAGUGUGGGAAAAGUUUUAUGGAAAGUUCAUCCCUUACUAAACAUAAGAGAAUCCACACAGGAGAAAGACCUUAUAAAUGCCUUGAGUGUGGGAAAGAUUUCAUUCGUAGCUCACACCUUAUUAAGCAUCAGAGAACACAUAGAGGCGACAAACCCUAUAAAUGCCUCGAUUGUGGGAAAAGUUUAGUUGACAGAACAAACCUUACUAGACAUCAGGCAAUCCACACUGGAGAGAAACCCCAUACAUGCUUGGACUGUGGGAAAAGCUUCAUUCAGAAUUCAUCCCUUAUCAAACAUGGGCGAAUCCACACAGGAGAAAGACCCUAUAAAUGCUUUGACUGUGGGAAAGGUUUUAUUGCAAGUUCAGCCCUUACUAAACAUAGGAGAAUCCACACAGGAGAAAGACCCUAUAAAUGCCUUGACUACGGCACGUGCACCUGCAGCAACCCCGCGGUCUGUCGCCCCAUCGCCGGCACCCGAGUUCGAGGGGAUUGUCUGGGUGGCCAUCAGGAGAAGGUGGAUGAUUUUGAUGACAACUGGAAAACGAUGAGGGGGGAAAUAGGGGACUAUCCUGAGUGGGCAGAGCACCCGUCCCUGACCCAGAGCAACAGGAGCUUUGUUGCUGACAUCCAGGUGCCCGACGGGGAGCUGCAGUCAGUGCCCACACUGGGGAGCCAGCUGGGAGAGGGGCAGAGGGGAUCCCCGGGAAGAACCCAGAGACAAAACACGGACAGCACCAUGACCCGAGCUAGGGGAGCAGAGCUGGUAGCUCCAGUCCAAGGCUGGUAG